AUGUCGCUUCACCGCACAUCGAUUCAGGCUUCGACUUCACCGUCAUCAAAAUUUAGAGUACCUGAAUCUACUCUUGAAGUCUAUGCUAGGCUUAAGCGUAGCUGCGAUAUGCACAAAUGUCGCAACUUGUCUGUACAUGGACGCGCGACCGUGUUGAAUACACUUCUCCUCUCCAAAAUAUGGCACGUGUUACGCGUUACUUGGAUUCCUAAGGAAACUUUGGAUAAAAUUACCUCCAUCGGCCGCCAAUUUGUUCAACAUCAUCAAUUUCCUUAUAUUAGCUGCAAUGUGUUGCUGCAACCUACACAACGCGGUGACCUUGGUCUUCUCGAUCCUGCAAUUCAACAAAGCCUUCUCGCAUAUCGGUGA
This is a messenger RNA of Rhizopus microsporus ATCC 52813, 369 nucleotides long. RefSeq lists its product as uncharacterized. The coding region runs from base 1 to 369 and encodes 122 amino acids. The record is from RefSeq and is a predicted model, not a curated record. Lineage: Eukaryota; Fungi; Mucoromycota; Mucoromycetes; Mucorales; Rhizopodaceae. The transcript has a single exon.